Messenger RNA from Lontra canadensis (Northern American river otter), 779 nucleotides. It is a transcript of the gene RAB25, whose product is annotated as RAB25, member RAS oncogene family. Gene Ontology annotation, biological process: exocytosis. Lineage: Eukaryota; Metazoa; Chordata; Mammalia; Carnivora; Mustelidae. The record is from RefSeq and is a predicted model, not a curated record. Gene Ontology annotation, molecular function: GTP binding; GTPase activity. The transcript has 5 exons. The coding region runs from base 78 to 719 and encodes 213 amino acids. Gene Ontology annotation, cellular component: recycling endosome.
GUGGAGGGCAUUGAGCCGACACGUAUUCCUGUCACCUCUGCCCCUGAAGCCACUCGUCCCCUCCAUGCAGAGCCAGGAUGGGGAACAGAGCUGAGGAAGAUUAUAACUUUGUCUUCAAGGUGGUGCUGAUCGGCGAGUCGGGCGUGGGGAAGACCAACCUGCUGUCCCGGUUCACACGGAACCAGUUCCGCCAGGACAGCCGCACCACCAUCGGGGUCGAGUUCUCCACCCGCACGGUCAUGCUGGGCACGGCCGCCAUCAAGGCGCAGAUCUGGGACACGGCUGGCCUGGAGCGGUACCGAGCCAUCACCUCCGCGUACUAUCGUGGCGCGGCAGGGGCCCUGCUGGUAUUUGACAUCACCAAGCACCAGACCUACGCUGCGGCGGAGCGCUGGCUGAAGGAGCUCUACGACCACGCGGAGGCCACGAUCGCGGUCAUGCUCGUGGGCAACAAGAGUGACCUCCAGCAGGCCCGGGAGGUGCCAACAGAAGAGGCCCGAGUGUUUGCCGAAAACAAUGGGCUGCUCUUCCUGGAGACCUCAGCCCUGGAUUCCACCAAUGUGGAGUUGGCCUUCCAGACGGUCCUCAAAGAGAUCUUCACCAAAGUGUCCAAGCAGAGGCAAAGCAGCAGCCAGACCAACGCCAUCACUCUAGGCGGUGCCCAGGCAGGGCAGGAGCCGGGCCCAGGUGAGAAGAGGGCCUGUUGCAUCAGCCUCUGACCCCGGCCAGCCCCUGCCCGGCCCCCGAUGGCUUUUUGGUGCCCCGCUCCCACCCCGGGU